AUGUCGGGAAUGUUUCUGCGAAGUCUGCUCGCGCGAGCCAUUCAGGAUGAUAUAUCGUCGAGAUCGGGCGCUGCCUUGACGUUAGACAUUGAUCCAUUGCCCAUCGCUCAACACCGCGGCCUCAUUGCCGUCUCCAUCAUGGCUUGUCUCUCACUCAUUGCCACUCUGACGCUACUCGCAUUCAUUACCUUUCGACUGAUCUUCUGGAGAAGAAACUACCAGAGAUACAUCGGUUACAAUCAGUAUGUCAUUCUUAUUUACAACCUCGUCCUGGCCGAUUUCCAGCAAUCGCUCGCUUUCUUGGUAUGUCUGAAAUGGAUCGCCACCAACAAGAUCGAAGCCGGAACCGUUGCAUGUUUCCUGCAGGGACUUUGGCUUCAAAUCGGAGAUCCUGGAAGUGGCUUGUUCGUCUUGGCCAUUGCGUUCCAUACUUUCCUGUUGGUCGUCUGGGGCUACAAAAUGUCCCACAAGAUGUUUGUAUGCUUUGUCAUUGGAGUCUGGGUCUUCAUCGGCAUCAUCUCCGUCAUUCCUAUCGCCCUUCACGGAUAUCGUGUCUUUAUUCCUUCUGGCGCGUGGUGCUGGAUCAGCGAAGAGUAUGAGCCCGUUCGCCUGUGGACCCAUUAUAUCUGGAUUUUCCUGGCCGAAUUCGGCACUGUUAUGCUGUACGCGAUCAUGUACAUGCAGCUUAGACGGCAAAUUGCAGCGUCGGCCAUUCUGGGCAACAGUCAACUCGAGAGUUUGAAGCGCCUACGUCGGGUGGUGGGCUACAUGACUAUCUACCCCAUUGUCUACAUCAUUCUUUCUCUGCCUCUCGCGGCAGGCCGCAUGUCCACGGCCAACGGCUAUGCUCCAUCCAUUACGUUCUUCUGCUGCGCGGGCGCCAUUAUCACCAGCUCCGGGCUAGUCGAUGUCAUUCUUUACACUCUGACCCGUCGCAACCUUAUCAUUGACUCCGAACCCAGCCAAGACCGCUCCUACAACAAGUUCGCCAGCAGCCGCGGGCGAUACGGAGAGAAUCAUCUCACCACUAUUACUGCUGCUGAUCCCAAGACCCGAACGGUUGUGGGGGGCACCAACCACGACCGAGACGGGUCCACAGAUAAUAUUGUGCAACCCGGCAUUGAGAUGGACAACAUCGGCAAGGUAUACCAAGAAACUACCAUCGAAAUCACUACCGAGCCAGCUUAUCCGCCGGAGGUUGAGAGUGAGCGUUCUAGCAAAGACGAUUUUAAAGAUAACCCGUCUCGCCGAUGGAGGCGAUGA
Penicillium diatomitis is the source of this 1263-nucleotide messenger RNA. It is a transcript of the gene gprC, whose product is annotated as protein gprC. The coding region runs from base 1 to 1263 and encodes 420 amino acids. Lineage: Eukaryota; Fungi; Ascomycota; Eurotiomycetes; Eurotiales; Aspergillaceae. Gene Ontology annotation, biological process: adenylate cyclase-activating G protein-coupled receptor signaling pathway; cell surface receptor signaling pathway. Gene Ontology annotation, cellular component: plasma membrane. Gene Ontology annotation, molecular function: G protein-coupled receptor activity. The record is from RefSeq and is a predicted model, not a curated record. The transcript is spliced from 2 exons.